This is a messenger RNA of Aedes aegypti (yellow fever mosquito), 2201 nucleotides long. RefSeq lists its product as uncharacterized. The transcript is spliced from 2 exons. The record is from RefSeq and is a predicted model, not a curated record. Bases 148 to 1176 code for a protein of 342 amino acids. Lineage: Eukaryota; Metazoa; Arthropoda; Insecta; Diptera; Culicidae.
CGCGCGCGCGACUUGCCUUCGCCUCGCACGACAGUCGCAAUUAAGUCAUCGGUCGAUUUAGCAGCCUCAGCGCUCAGCUUCCUUAUUUCGUGUCGCGAUUUUAAACUUAUUUUCGGUCAUUCGGUCUCUCGGUCCACCGCCGCUGGAAUGUCUCACCGUGAGAUGGAGUUCGAGGAGCUUCUGUUCUACGUGGUGGAGCUCAAGGACAAACUGAACGCCAAACUGGACGCCCAAACGGCCAAGAUAAACCACCAGGGUUCGAUCAUAAAUCAGCAGGGCCAAAUCGUGGACGAACUUUGCUGGCAACUGCGGGAGCUUAGCGAGAAAAUGCGAGAACUACGGGUGGAGAAUCGACGGCUCCAGGAACGGCUUGGUCGGAUGUGUCCGGAGUGCGCCGGGUGCCAUUGUGGAACUUAUGCGAACCAUAUCGCCGAUAGGUACAACGAGCUGGUGGUGGACGAUGGAAAACGGAAGAAGUCGACAAGUAGUGACAAAAGUGUGAAAUCAGUUGAACAAGGCCAAUUAGUGCAAUCAGAAGUGGAUCAACGGCGACAGACGUUCACGAAAGAGAAAGAAUACAGUCAGGUGGAUAAGAAACGUGACGGCAGCUCGAAGAAGAAGUGGCUUUUCGGAGGAUCGGACAAGAAGGAUACGGCUUCAGCACCCAUCGCAAGCAGUACCACAACGUGGUACAUAGACGAUGGGAUAAUCUACGAACCAAUAGAACUGUCCGCCAAACCCACAACUCGCGCCACUCUGGAGAAGAUCAGCGCCGAAGUCUCGUCCAACGCUCCACAGCCUGCUCCCCGAAGACUCUACACCGCUCCAGCGGUGGACAAUCUAUCCAAAUACUUCCAGGAUGACCUAAGCGACAUUCAGCUGGAGGAAAUCGAGGAGGAAGACGAACAGCAGGAUGAAGAUGAUGUAGUGCUGAGGCCCAGUCAUGUGAAGCAGUUCGCGCCGGAAUCGCAACGGGGCAGCAGCAAGGUGGCAUGCAGUCGAAUCGCGGACCUGGACCUCUCGUACCUACCGGAAGAGCAGAGCAUUUCGACGGAAAACAUUGUCCGCUUCACCUUCAGCAGUCGACCGGCAACGGCCAUACCCGCCACAACCAGUGAGGACAGACCCCAAUCGACGUCGGACAGCCGACGACACGCCAUCCGUUCCUACAUGUGACCUGUGUCGGUAGCUUCCACUAGGAAACCGUAUAACUCAUAUAUGUCGGUAGCUUCCACUAGGAAACCGUAUAACUCAUAUAUGAUGUUACUUCCCAAAAGAGUCCCACGCUUCCAACAUGUAUGUCAUCUUCCUGAUGACCGAAUUGUGUCUACCUGUCGUGAGGGGCGAGCAAUUGGAGCAAAAGUGGAACAACCCCAUUCUCCCCUUCACUGCGCUACUGGAAGGCGAUUCAUCAGGUGGUGACGGACAUACAUCGCCAUUUAUCGAGGUCAACAGCUUUUCGCGUUUGUUAUAGCAUUUAUUGUAAGGAUGCCUUCCUCGCCGCGGAAUGGAUGUACAUGUCUAUCAGAUACAGUCAACUGUCCACAACUCGGUAUUUCGUAGCUCGACAUCGGAUUGCAGAACCGUAGUAAAUUGUUAUUUUGCGAUUUCGUUUCAUAUCUGCCUACUUUUUAUCGAAAGAAUGAACACUACAAUGGCCUACUUUUCCCACUAACAAAAACAGUACUGAAAAGUGAUGCUUUUCAGUACUACUUCAAACAGAUGCUGAAAGUAAUAUUUAAUUCUGUUUGUGGAUAAAUUGAUAUCUGAGUGCAUCCAUCGAAUCGGUCUGGUCUUCUGAAUGAGUUAGUCAACUAGAAAGUAGGCUGGAAUGCAACGGAAUUACAAAAAAGUGGGUUUUCAUGGCUACCUCGAUGGUCGCUGUGACAUCUGAUGGUCCCUUCAACAUCGAGUUACAGAGAGUUGCCUGUGGUAUGAAGACUGUGCAGCAAACGAACAAAUUGAAAUGUUGUUAAAAUGUAUGUCAGCAACAGAAGAAUGUACUACUCGCGAACACGUUGCAUAACGGGAGUGAAUGGCAAAAGGAAGGAUAAUCCUGAAUCGCUUGUUUUUUUUUUAUUUCACGUAUUGUACAUAAGUAGAUUAAGUAGAAACCUAUAGCUGAACCAGACUGCAUGCCAGUGAUAGUUGAUUGAAAAGAGGCAGCACGGCACUAAAUAUAUGCUCGUUAAAUGAUGAAA